Molecule: messenger RNA, 1317 nt
Organism: Geodia barretti
Lineage: Eukaryota; Metazoa; Porifera; Demospongiae; Tetractinellida; Geodiidae
Source: the annotation of a GenBank genome assembly
GCCAUCUCCCCCUCUCUUUUUGUGUCUCUAUCCAUCUGUCUGCGUGCUUACGUCAAUCAUCAUCUGAAGUGCUUCUACGUACUCCUACAUAUACCUGCUAUGUACUGUCUCCUUCCGUUAAACGUUAACUUUACCUUCUCUGUAGAACGGUUCAAGAUACUGUCUUCACUCUCUCUCGCCCCUUCCAAAUCCUACGUAUACCAUUUCCAAUCCAUAAUUAUUACCACACUCUCAUCACUUGUGCUGCUUUAUUUUUCACUUCGCAACGUCAGCUCCUGUUCCUUUUUCACUGUUUCCCUAAGUUUUCCUGAUAUUACUGUUGUCUGAAUUGCACGAGUUUUAAAAUAAUAUUAUUCUCUUAUUCUCAUCACUCCUUAAUUUUUUGCCAUCUCUUUUCCCCACACACUGUGUGUAUUAUAGUGUGUACAGUAAUCUCCUUCAGCUGGUGUCGACUCUCAACAAAGAGAUAGUGUCAAAACUACAACAGCCUGCUGCAAAGCCGUCACCUAGUACCACCUCUGCAUCUGGCACUACUUCAACCUCUGCUGCUGCCAGUUCUAGUCGAAUGAGAGGUGAUUAUGAUCCUUUACGAGUGGGGCCUCCUCGUCAUCCGGGCGUGUCACCUGCCAAUCCAUUGUGAGUGUGUGUUGGACUUAGCCUCCUCACAUUGUGUUUUUUGUCACUCUCGGUGGAAAGUAUCUGUGUUGUACGUCAUACAUUGGAGUAUGAAUUGGUGCCUUGUACAGGAUGUGCUAAAACAUUGGGACCAUUUUGUACACGUCUACACGUUACCUUUAGGCAAUGCAUCCAAGUGGGAGUAUACAGUCAAGUCGGUGUGUAUUAAAAUACACUUAUGUAUCACCGUUCCUGCUUCAGUCUGUGUUAUACCAACCCCCUCUCUAUGCAGUGGGAUGCCCACACCUUUUGGCUAUGGAGAUGCUGACCGAUUUCCCUUCGGGGGCGGGGGUGGAGGGAUGGUUUUUGAUCCACUGAGAGGCGGAGGGAGAAUGGGGGGAGGUGGUGGGUUUGGUGGCCCCCCAGGACCAUUUCCUCCACCAGGGUAUGUGCCGGGUGCAAGGUGGGAUCCAGUGACUCCAUUUGGUGGUGGACUGCCAGCCAGAGGUGGAGGGAGACCUGGUAGACAUCAUGGUGAGCCAGAUCCUGACCACCUACCACCUCCUGGCAGUGACGACAUGUUUUCAUAGUCUGCAAACUGUCUGUGUCAGUGUCCAUCACAUUUGUGUUUGUAGAGUAUUCACUUAUAGAGAGAGAGAGAGCUGUAUUGUCACCAGUAUAUUAUACUCGUGUCGUUUUUGG